UCUUAGUCCAACUUAACCAUUUUUGUUGCCGAGUCCAUUGCAUCUCACAAACUCUUGACUUCAAACCCUCUCUCUUAUUAUCUCCACACACACAUUUUCUUUAAAACAAAUUUGUGAGAAUGAAAAAUGAAGUUAGAGUUAGAUGACUCUCCUUUGAUACUCAUCUAACCACUUUCUUUGUCCCUCAAACACCUUUCUCCAUAAUAAUUAUAUAUAUAAUUAUAUAAUAUUAUUUUUAUAUCAUCUCACAAUUAUGGAAGAAGAAGAUAUUGCUAAUAAUGUUGAAGUUCCACAUUCUUCUUCUCAAGUCAUGUCAUUUAAUGGAAAAAGACUAAUCAUGGAUGAAGUUGAUUUCUUUGCUCAGAAGAAAAUGAGUCCAGUUCAUCAUGACCAAAGGAUGGAGCAUCAUCACGUAGAUACUAGUACUAGUACUUUGGAUCUUCUCACAAAGAUUUCUCUUUGCAACAAAUCAACAAUGGAUGAUGGAGAAUAUUCCGAAGCAACAAUUAGGAACAAAAAUGAGUGUGCUGCUUUGGUAGCUGAAUUGCACCAAAUGAAUGUUGAAAAUCAACGUUUGAAAGAGCUGGUUGAUAAGCUGAGAAUUGAUUGCAAUACCCUAGAAGAGCAUGUUCUGCAGUUGAAGCAAAAACAGUAUAAACAAGAGAUUAAUGAUGAAGCAACUGAAGAUAAGAAAAGGAAAAACAUGGUUGAGUUGAUGGAGUGUGAUAAAAAGACUCAAAAGAUUUGCAACAAUGGAGUUAUACAAGAGAAGAUGGAGAAGGAUGAUAAUGAGAUUCCACAAGCUAUGAAAGGAUUUCCAGGGUGGCUCUCAAACAAUGUUUCAAGGUUGAAUUCUUUCAAGGGUGUUGAUGAUCAAGGAACAGAAUCAAUGAUUAAAAAAGCUCGUGUAUCAGUUAGAGCAAGAUCAGAAGCUACUAUGAUUUCAGAUGGAUGUCAAUGGAGAAAAUAUGGACAGAAGAUGGCAAAGGGAAAUCCAUGUCCAAGGGCUUAUUAUCGUUGCACAAUGGGGACUGCUUGUCCAGUUCGGAAACAAGUACAAAGGUGUGCUGAAGAUAAAACUAUAUUAGUACAAACAUAUGAAGGACAACAUAACCAUGCUCUACCACCAACAGCAAAAGCAAUGGCAUCAACAACAUCAGCAGCAGCAUCACUUCUUCUUUCAGGACCAUUAACAAGUGCAGAUGGUUUAAUAAAUCCAACAAUCUUAGAAAGUGCAUCAAUCCCUGGUUCACAUAACAUGGCAACACUUUCAGCUUCAGCACCAUUUCCAACUAUUACAUUAGAUCUCACUGAAGAAGCUACUAAAAAUUCGUCACAACAAAGUCAAUUUAAUCUCAUUCAACCAAUUUUGGCUCAGAAGUUUAUGUCAUCAUUAAAUGUUUCUGGAAUGGAAAAUGCUUCAUUUGCUGAUACAGUUAGUGCUGCAACUGCUGCUAUGACUUCUGAUCCGAAAUUCACAACUGCUCUUGUUGCUGCCAUAACUUCCAUCAUUGGAAAUUCAAAUUCAAAUAAUAAUGGUACUGCAAAUGGUACAAGUGGAGACCAAUAAAGCAACAAUGCUUAACUAUUCGACUUCAAUUGCAAAUUGCAAUAUCGGACAUGGUUUUAAAUUGCAGUCUGUAAUCGCAAAUGUGGCUGCUAAUAACGGUUUUUGAGGUCUCUGCAACGGCAUCGCAUUGUGGUUGCAUUUAUCAGUAUUUUACCGCAAUAAAAAGGUUCGCAUCAGAAUUGUUAUCACAACUGCAAUUUAAAACCAUGUUUGGAAUGCGUAGUUUAUGAUUUUUUUCAUGUCUUGUUGGGUAGAUGAAAGGGAAAAAAAAUUGUCAUUCUUUUGUAUUAGAAGGACCUCACAUUGAUUCAUUGUUGUCUUUACUAUUCAUUUGAACUAUGCUUUGGUUCUAGAAUUAGAACAUCUCAUCUUUGAUUAUAUCUUGAAUGAA
Molecule: messenger RNA, 1961 nt
Organism: Trifolium pratense (red clover)
Lineage: Eukaryota; Viridiplantae; Streptophyta; Magnoliopsida; Fabales; Fabaceae
Product: probable WRKY transcription factor 31
Exons: 6
Coding region: 254-1570 (438 amino acids)
Biological process (GO): regulation of DNA-templated transcription
Molecular function (GO): DNA-binding transcription factor activity; sequence-specific DNA binding
Source: RefSeq, a predicted model, not a curated record